This is a messenger RNA of Argentina anserina (silverweed cinquefoil), 3153 nucleotides long. RefSeq lists its product as uncharacterized. The record is from RefSeq and is a predicted model, not a curated record. Gene Ontology annotation, molecular function: protein binding. Lineage: Eukaryota; Viridiplantae; Streptophyta; Magnoliopsida; Rosales; Rosaceae. The transcript has 10 exons. The coding region runs from base 162 to 2882 and encodes 906 amino acids.
AUCCAUACAUAUAUAAAGCGACAAUCUAUGCGAGGGUAGAACAGAGAGAGAAGGAAGAAGAAGACGAAUUCCAUCAAACUUAUUGAAGCUUUUAUUCGAAUUAGGGCAAGGCUUUUCGAGCUCUCUGUGUAUGAAUUGCGUAAGCCUUGGGUUUCAAAUCCAUGGGGAACCGAAAAGAACGACGUCGUCUUGCCGCCAUGUCCAGCUCUGGUCGCAGAGUUAAGCUCGACCUCUUCGCCGAACCCUCUGGAGGAGAUUUGGGUGGCUCUGCUGAACAUGAGGGAGUUGGAGGAGAAGUACAUUCGAAAAGCGAAUCCGGUUUACCCAAUUCACCAUCUUCUUCAGGUCAGCAACCAGAAAAUCCGCUGCUUUUACUUGGCCAGUAUAGUGAUGAGGAGUUGGAUGAUGGCUCAAAUAAAACUCAUGGUGAUGCUGUAGGGAACUCUUUGCCUCCGAGUGAUGACGAGGUUAAGAGUGUGCCUAAUGAAUUGGGAAAGAAUUUGGAUAUCAAAGGUAGUGAGGUGCCUGCUUCUCAGAAUUUCCAUCAAAAGGGAGUGGAUACCGACUCUGAUACACUGGAUUGUGAUGAGAGCAUUGAAGAUAGUGAUAAAAAAGAAAAUGGUGAUCUGACCACUGGGGAUUUAUGUACAGAAGUGGACUUAGUGGAUAAACUUUCUUCGCCUGAAACUGAUAAUGUACAAGUUAUUGGUGAUGUCAGUUCAGGUUGGAAGAUUGUGAUGCAUGAAGAAAGUCAAAGCUAUUAUUACUGGAAUACUGAAACUGGAGAAACCUCAUGGGAAGUGCCUGAUGUUUUGGCCCAGGCUGGCAAGUCAACCUGUGAACCGAAGAUGCCUUCUAUUGAUGAAAAAGAGAGUGUUCCUGUUAGUAUGCAAGAGUCUAAUGGUUAUUCUAAUUCUAAUCCCAUUGAAGGGUCUUCCAAUAUGGUACCUCAGGCCCUAUAUGGGGAGGGGUCCCAGAUGAAUGACUGGAAUCUAGGAUACUAUAAUGGAUCAGAGAUUGAUCCCUCCUCUCAUCUUGUAAAAUAUACUGAGGCUUUGUUAGAGAGAUUGAAGUCACUACAACGGUCCAAGGAUCAACUGCAAGGUGUUGACCAGAUCACAAAAUACAUAUUGGAAAUUGAAAUCAGACUGUUUGAUUUGAAGUCAUUAGUUUCCUAUGGAUCAUCUCUGCUUCCAUUUUGGAUGCAUUCUGAAAUACAGCUUAAGCGGCUUGAGAGUGCUAUUGAUGUUGAAAUGUCUAAGAUUGUAAAUUCUGGAGAGUCAAAUCAAGUUGAGGCAUCUCAAGCAUCAUUCUUCCAGGGAGAAAUUAAUGUUCAGGAAAGCAAGGAAUCUAAAACUGAAGUAGAUCGAGUAGAAGAGAAGCAACUUAUUUCUUCUCUAAAUGAAUGUCAUGGUUCUCUUAGUGCGGAUGCAGUCAGUGAAGAUCAAGAAGUUAAAGACCGUAUUGUGAAUAAUGAGUAUGUUUCUGCAUUUGGCCCCCCUACUAAACAAAUAGAGGUUGGUGCAAGUGAACAAGUCCAUGGUAUAAUAGUUCCUGAUGAGUUAACUACCAAGAAUGAGGUUUGUGCUGAGGAAGAUGUUGACAUGGAUGUGGACAUGGAAGUUGAAGAUUCAAAUUUAGCCGAGAAUACAACUAUUAAUUCUUAUGCGUUCCAUGCAAAGGAGUUCACUGGAACAGAGCAGCCAAAUCAGCCAAAUUCAGCUUCCCUAUACACAUCAUUAGUUUCAGAGGAUACUUUUGCGGUUCCACCUCCUCCAGAUGAGGAGUGGAUCCCUCCACCCCCACCUGAUAAUGAACAGAUUCCUCCGCCUCCACCUGAUGAGCCACCACCUGAACCUCCAUACCCUCCACUGGUGUCUUAUUCUGAGACAGCACAACCUCUCUAUGCAGAACAAUACAAUUUCUCCUAUCCAGUUUCUGGUUUUGAAUAUUAUGGACAUACAGUUGCUGAAGCACCUGGUGGUAAUUAUUAUGGACAAGCUGAAGGAAGUCAACUUGCUAUACCCCAUGUACCAGUUUAUUAUGGUGCAGGUCUUAGCACCUACGCUGACAAUGCUCAGGUUGUGGCAAAUCCUGUUGCGCCUGUCACAUAUUAUGCGCUUCAAGAUGGAACAGUACCUACCCCUCCUGUAGUCAAUAGCAUAAAUUCCAUGCAAUUUCACAGUGAGGCUGCUACUAUUAGCUCUGACAACCUUUCAUCUGAUCGUCCAAGUAUCAAUUCCUUUGAAGGAACAGGCAUCAGUGGUUCAACUUUGCAGGUUCCAUCUAUCUCAGCCACUGUCCAAGCGCCUGCUAAUAUUAUGGAAAAAGAUACGAUUCUUGUUCCAUUAACUAAUACAGUCUCUAUUGCUGAACCUAUUCCUGCCACAUCAGUGGUUGCGAAGGUUCAAUCAAAAGUUCUACGUACUAAAAAGCGGACAAUACCAGCUUCUUCUUCCUUGAGGUCUAAUAAGAAAGUCUCCAGUUUGGUGGACAAGUGGAAAGCAGCAAAAGAGGAGUUGUUAGAAGAUGAGGAGGAACCUGAUAAUACAUAUGAGUCACUAGAGAGAAAGCGACAAAGGGAAAUAGAGGAAUGGUAUUCACAACAAAUUACAAGUGGAGAGGCCAAAGACAAUGCUAAUUUUCAACCUUUGGGCGGCAAUUGGCGUGAGAAGGUGAAGCGGAGAAAGACUCAGUUAGCCCGUGAGGCUGUGGAGACCGCACCAGAAGCACCUAGUAACGGGAACCAGCAGCCGGACCUUACAGAACUUUCAAGGAAUCUCCCCUCUGGAUGGCAGGUUUACUGGGAUGAAUCCUCGAAGCAAGCUUAUUACGGAAAUACUGUAACCUCAGAAACUACCUGGACGAGACCAACAAAAUGAGUUGUUUCCAAACUUCGAAGGCUUGUAUAGUUGCUGUAUUAGUUGGCAGUUAUAUCACUUACCAUCUGUUGUGCUGAAGCUAUCAUUUUAUCAUCACAAUGUUGUACGCAAAAAGUCCUAAGUUCUGAGGAAUGUAGGUUUUUGGUUGCAAUAGAAAAUCCCCCUUCUGCCUCCUGUGAAGGAGUGUAGCAUCUAGUACUAGGUCAGCCUUAGCACAGUUCAUUGUAUACAGUUUAGCCCAAUCUAGCCUUCACAUUAAAAACAAUAGACU